GUGUUCUGUCUGAAGCACAGAACUUAUAGAUCUCACGCCUGCUCAAAAGCUGAUCACAACAGCAAAACUGUCGCCGUCUGUGAAUUAUGUUCGGCCUCCAUAGAAAAGCAGGCUGAUGAGGAAGACGAAGACAGCCUCUCUCACCACAGAAAAUCCGGAACUUGCGACCCAUCAAAAAAGAUCAAGCCUCGUUGCCCUGUGCUGAGGUGCAAGGAGAUCCUCACAUUUUCCAAUAGCAGCACAUGCAAGAUUUGUAAUCUGAAGGUCUGUCUCAGGCAUCGCUUCCCGUCUGAUCAUUUAUGUAGGGUUGCAGAUUUGAACAUAAAGUUUUCUCAUUCCAUCAAAGUAUUCUGA
Phalaenopsis equestris is the source of this 354-nucleotide messenger RNA. RefSeq names its product zinc finger AN1 domain-containing stress-associated protein 12-like. The record is from RefSeq and is a predicted model, not a curated record. Gene Ontology annotation, molecular function: zinc ion binding. Lineage: Eukaryota; Viridiplantae; Streptophyta; Magnoliopsida; Asparagales; Orchidaceae. The annotation marks the transcript as partial. Gene Ontology annotation, cellular component: cytoplasm. The transcript has a single exon.